CACGCGCCCGCGGCAUGUCCGAAAUAUUAUUUUAUAAGUGGCCGGAAAAUGUUCUCGGAAUGGGGUGAUAGUUGGCAUGCGGUCUUAUUAUAGUGUGGAUAGACCGCCUGCCAAAUUUCGUCGCAUUCGGAGUUCGUUUGGCAGCCCAACCGACGUCCGUAGCCGGUCUAUCGUCGGACGUUUUCGGUCUCCGGAGACAGUUGUCGGGCUGCACUUCCCUUCUCUCCCCUCGGCCCUACUUCUCUUCACAGCCCACUAGCCCACCUACCAUACCCCUCCUCGCGUCCGGUGCCGUCCGAUUGAGAUCGGAGGGCUCCGAAACCCCUCAAAACCCCCAACCCUAGCCUCCCUGCCUUAUAUAAACACCCCCCAUGUCAAUUUUGGCCUCCUCCACCCUCCCACCUUGGUUCUCGCGCCCCCAAUCAUCAGCCGCCGCCGCCCUCAUCGCUUUCCGCGCCGGCCCGCUCCGCCGCCGCCACUUGGCGCUCCUCCCGCGCCUCCACCUCGCCACCGCCACGUGGCGCCACCCUAGUGGGCAGCGCCGCCGCAGUAGCCUCCCUCGCCCACUCCCCGUUCGCCACCUGUCCUCCCCGCGCCUCCCAGCCGCGCGCCCCGCCCAGGCCCGGGGCGAGCCCGCGAAGCCCAUCGGGGCCCGAGCGCUCCGCCGCCGCCUGGUCCCGAGCGUCUCCCGCUCCGAAGCCCCGCCGCCCGACCUCACCAGCGCCUCCGCCCCGCUGCCCCUCUACCUCGUCGCCUCGCCUCCGCCGGCGAGCACCGCGCCGGUGCCGUCGCCGUCCCGAACCCCGCAGGAGCCGCCGUCGCCGGAGUUUCCUCGCCGCUGCCCCGUUGCAAGUUGCGCCGGAUCCGGCCGGAACGGGUCCGGAGCGACCGGAUCUGGUCGUCCCCAACGCCCCUCGACCUUCCUGCCGUUGCGGUGCCCUCGCCGGCGUGCGUCAACGCCGCCGCCUCUGCCUUCUUGGUGCGGGCACGGGAGGAGGACGACUCCCCAGCCGGCCACGUGGGCCUCGUGGCCCAUCCCUGCAUUCGGCCCACCUCCUCCAGAUCCAGCCCAGCACCAGAUCUGGCCCAAGGCCUCUUUGGUGAGCACCCACAUGCUAUCCUGCGCCCCCUGCGCACUAUUGGUUCUCGCGCCGGCCCGUGUGGUUCAGUUUCGGCCUGUUUAGGUUUUUUUCUCAGUCCUGCGAAUUUGCUAAUUAUCCAGAGAUAACAGUUUUGCACAAAAACCCCUCCAUGUUCAUGCAUCAAUAAUUAAUUAACCGUGCAUCGGAUUAAAAUAAUUUAUAUAUGUAAAAUGCUUAGUUUUUCAUCUAGUUUCAUAAUAUGCUAUUUUCAUCCAUGUUUAAAAUAUUUAAAAUGUUGUUUGAUUAAAUUUGCUCAAAUGCCAUGCUAAAAUGCUUUAUUUCAUAACUAAAUAACCGUAGCUCCAAUUUUAAUAAACUUUAUAUGUAAAUGGGGUAGAAUUUUGCCUAGUUUAUCAUGGUGGCAUCAUCUUGCAUGUUUAACAACUCUAAAAUAUUGUUUAGGGCAGAACAGUACCAAACCUAAUUUAUGCUCAUGAGGAGUUUCCGGAAUUGUUGUUCGUUGCUUCCGGCCUCAUUUAAACUUGACUAGAUAGGUAGUUUUACCUUGCUUCUCUCCCUUGCCAUGUUAAACAACAUUUAAUAUUGUUGGGUACAUAAACGAGAUCAAACUAAAUAACGUGUCGUGGUGUUCCGUCAAUAUGCAACUCGUUGCGUAUUGAGCUCCACUUAAUUUGUAGAGUUGUUUGUUGCACUUUCCCAUACCAGGCCUCUUUAAUCCGGACAUGCAUCAUAUUUGUUUGUGCAUCGUGCCAUGAUGAUGUGUUGGUUGUUUACUAUGUUGUGUGCUUCUU
Messenger RNA from Triticum aestivum (bread wheat), 1894 nucleotides. Its product is annotated as extensin-like. Lineage: Eukaryota; Viridiplantae; Streptophyta; Magnoliopsida; Poales; Poaceae. The transcript is spliced from 2 exons. The record is from RefSeq and is a predicted model, not a curated record. Bases 372 to 1184 code for a protein of 270 amino acids.